ACAGCCAAGGCAGAUGAUAUUGUUGGCCCCGUGACCCACGAAACCUUCGAGAACAACGUCGUUCACUUGAUGUGGCAGGAGCCCAAGGAACCCAACGGUCUGAUCGUGCUGUACGAAGUGAGUUAUCGACGAUACGGCGAAGAGGAGCUGCACCUCUGCGUCUCCCGCAGGCAUUUUGCUCUGGAGCGGGGCUGCAGGCUGCGUGGUCUGCCACCCGGGAAUUACAGCGUGCGAGUUCGGGCCACCUCCCUGGCGGGCAAUGGCUCCUGGACGGAAGCCACCUAUUUCUAUGUCACAGACUAUUACGUGCCAUCAAAUAUCGCAAAAAUUAUCAUCGGCCCCCUCAUCUUUGUCUUUCUCUUCAGUGUUGUGAUCGGAAGUAUUUAUCUAUUCCUGAGAAAGAGGCAGCCGGAUGGGCCACUGGGACCACUGUAUGCUUCUUCAAACCCUGAGUACCUCAGUGCCAGCGAUGUGUUUCCCUGCUCUGUGUACGUGCCGGAUGAGUGGGAGGUUCCUCGAGAGAAGAUCACGCUCCUGCGAGAACUGGGGCAGGGCUCCUUCGGCAUGGUGUACGAGGGCAACGCCAGGGACAUUGUCAAGGGCGAGGCGGAGACCCGAGUGGCGGUGAAGACGGUCAACGAGUCCGCCAGCCUGCGAGAGCGGAUCGAAUUUCUCAACGAGGCCUCGGUCAUGAAGGGCUUCACCUGCCACCACGUGGUCCGCCUCCUGGGGGUGGUAUCCAAAGGCCAGCCGACGCUGGUGGUGAUGGAGUUGAUGGCUCACGGGGACUUGAAGAGCUACCUCCGUUCCCUGCGGCCUGAGGCCGAGAAUAACCCCGGCCGCCCUCCCCCUACCCUGCAAGAGAUGAUUCAGAUGGCUGCGGAGAUCGCCGACGGGAUGGCAUACCUGAACGCCAAGAAGUUUGUACACCGGGACCUCGCAGCUCGAAACUGCAUGGUCGCCCACGAUUUUACCGUCAAAAUUGGAGACUUUGGAAUGACCAGAGACAUCUACGAAACGGAUUACUACCGGAAAGGGGGAAAGGGUCUGCUCCCCGUGCGGUGGAUGGCACCCGAAUCCCUGAAGGACGGGGUCUUUACCACUUCUUCGGACAUGUGGUCCUUUGGCGUGGUCCUUUGGGAAAUUACCAGCUUGGCAGAACAGCCUUACCAAGGCCUAUCAAACGAGCAGGUGUUAAAAUUUGUCAUGGAUGGAGGGUAUCUGGAUCAACCCGACAACUGUCCAGAGAGAGUCACCGACCUGAUGCGCAUGUGCUGGCAGUUCAACCCCAAGAUGCGGCCGACCUUCCUGGAAAUUGUCGACCUGCUUAAGGACGAGCUGCACCCCAGUUUUCCCGAAGUUUCCUUCUUCCACAGCGAGGAGAACAAGGUGCCCGAGAGCGAGGAGCUGGAGAUGGAAUUUGAGGACAUGGAGAGUGUCCCCCUGGACCGGUCCUCACAUGCGCAGAGGGAGGAGGCCGGGGGCCGAGAUGGAGGGUCCGCACUGGGGCUAAAGAGAAACUAUCAGGAACACAUCCCCUACACCCACAUGAACGGGGGCAAGAAAAACGGACGGAUUCUGACUCUGCCCCGGUCGAAUCCUUCCUAACGGCCCCUGCUCGGGGGGUGGUUCCUGUCUUCGCUCUCCUCUGGUUCGAAGGCCUUCAGAAAACUCAGGAUUCUUACACGACUCAGCCACAGUGUCAAAUGGAGCUCAGAGAUCAUGCCUUAUCCAUUUCUGUUCCUCUUCUGACUUAAAACACGUUGGUAUGAUUGCCAAUUUGACUAGUCAUCGGAGAACUUAACUGUGAACCUAGAUGGGAAAGGGGUUUCCACGGCUGCUGUCCUUUUGGACCACCGAGGUUUCAAGACCGGAUGUUACUUUUUUUGUUUUUUUUUCCUAGCAGAUUGAAAGCAAGCACCUGUUUUUACAAAGUUGUUUUUUUUUUUUUUGUUUUUUUUUUUUUUGCUGGUGUCUGAGCUACAGUGUAAAACAUAAAUCUUGUUUGUGGAACAAAAGUUAGAAAGAAAGAAAAAAAAAAACAAAAAAAACCACAAAACUCUGUCCUAGUAGAAUUCCAAACUCUGCAGAGUGGGCUUCAGGAAAGUGUUUUUUCAUCCAGAAGGAUUUUUUUUUUUUUUCCUUCACAAAAUCGGUUCCUCAAAUUGACCAAUAGCUGCUGCUUUUGUACUUUGGAUAUAGUUUAGCAGUCCUGGGGUGUGGCUCACGUGUGUACUCGUGCGUGUGCGCGUGUGUGUGCGUGUGCGUGUGUGUGUGUGUGCAAAUCAUGCCUGCUGAGUGGCCGCUUUGGGGAUCAGCCCAUGAAGGUUCUGCUCUUCUGGAGUGUGUGAGCCCCUGAUCUGCUCCCCUGCUCCCUUCCUUCUUAUCUACUGUGCCCUCAAGAUUCUCCUUCAGUCCCAAGUUUAGCCUCAGGAGUCUUCUCUCCCUUAACUUUGGUGAAAAAUGUUUUCCAGGAGCCAUGGGAGUCGUUUGGAGUGAUAAUGGAUCUUUUCAAGACCAAACAAAGCCAGGACAUAAAAAAAAAAAAAAAAAAAAAAAAAAAGAAGAACUGAGAUGAUGAAGAGUUUUGAGAAUAUAUUUGUAACAUAUUUAAUUUAAAAAAAAAAUCUCCAGCAUCAGCCUCAUAAGUUAUUGA
Molecule: messenger RNA, 2656 nt
Organism: Physeter macrocephalus (sperm whale)
Lineage: Eukaryota; Metazoa; Chordata; Mammalia; Artiodactyla; Physeteridae
Product: insulin receptor-like
Exons: 10
Biological process (GO): positive regulation of kinase activity; protein phosphorylation; glucose homeostasis
Cellular component (GO): insulin receptor complex; axon; plasma membrane
Molecular function (GO): insulin receptor substrate binding; insulin receptor activity; ATP binding
Source: RefSeq, a predicted model, not a curated record